AUGGCUUUCUCUGAAGUCGGUCAAGACAGCGAAUCUCCACGAAUCAAUGGCGGUGUCAACGGCAUUGUUAACGGCAGCGUCAACGGCAGUGCCAACGGCAAUGUCAAUGGUGGACCCAAUGGUAGUUUGCACUGCAACGGGACCAACGGCCACUCCAACGGAGUGUCAUCAUCGUCAGACCCCAUAGCCGCAUCGCCACUAGCGGCUAGCCAAACACAUGAUAACCUUACACCAAUCGCCAUCUGUGGCAUGGCACUUCGUCUCCCUGGCGGUCUCGAGAGUCCUCAAGAUCUCUGGGAGUUUCUCCUGGCAAAGGGUGAUGCAAGAAGCCGUGUGCCCGAGUCUCGAUACAACAUCUCCGCGUAUCACUCCGAUUCAGGGAAACCUGGAACCAUAGCCACCCAGUACGGCUACUUCUUGGACGACAGCGUCAAGCUGGGCAGCUUGGAUGCCUCCCGCUUCUCACUCAGCCGUGCUGAGCUUGAGUUCUCGGACCCACAACAACGGAGAAUGCUCGAAGUAGUCAGGGAAGCCUUUGAUGAUGCCGGAGAGAACAAUUUCAAGGGUCGAAGUAUCGGAUGCUACAUGGGAAGUUAUGGUGAGGAUUGGUUGGAGAUGCAGAACAGAGACCACCAACAAAGCGGCGUGAACAGAGUCGACGGUUACAGCGAUUUCAUGCUGUCUAGCCGCAUCUCCUACGAGAUGGACCUCAAAGGACCAUGCAUGACCGUUCGUACUGCAUGUUCUGCAGCCCUUAUCGGCUUGAAUGAAGCUUGCCAAGCCAUCCGAACUGGGCUCUGCGAAGCAGCUGUCAUCGGUGGUGCCAACCUCAUCAUGGCCCCAGGAAUGACAGCCUUCAUGACAGAGAAGGGUGUGCUAUCUCCCGACGGGCAUUGUAAGACGUUUUCAGCCGACGCGAAUGGAUACGCGAGGGGCGAAUCUAUUACGGCUAUACUUAUCAAGCCUCUAAAGGCAGCCAUCCGUGAUGGAAACCCGGUCCGAGCUAUACUCAGGUCUGUCGUAUCCAACAGCGACGGAAGAACUCAAGGCAUCGCUCAGCCAAGUACUGAGAGUCAGGAAGCUCUGAUGCGGAAGGCAUAUCGCGAUGUUGGUAUCUCUGAUUUUUCCAAGACCGCUUUUGUCGAGUGCCACGGGACAGGCACUCCAGUCGGUGAUCCGAUUGAGACUAACGCUGUCGCAAGGGUGUUUGGGGACGCAGGAGUCUAUAUCGGAUCCGUCAAACCCAACCUUGGUCAUUCUGAGGGCGCCUCUGGCCUUACGUCUUUGAUCAAGGCCGUGCUGUCGUUGGAGAACCGCGUCAUACCGCCCAAUAUUAAGUUUACUAGUGGCAACGUCAAGAUCCCUUUCAAGGAGCGCAAACUAGAAGUUCCUCUGGAGGCGACACCCUGGCCUGUCGAUCGUCUUGAGCGGGUCAGUGUCAAUUCCUUUGGAAUUGGGGGAUCGAAUGUACAUGCCAUCCUAGACUCGGCCCGGAGCUUCAACUUACCAUCCUCAUCAGUCACUCAGGACAAUGAGGCAUUGCCUUUCUCAACAAACAACAAGUCACAUCUCCUGGUCUUCUCGGCCAGCUCUUCAUCAUCGCUCCAAAAGGUGGUGGGUGACCUUCGUACGUGGAUCAACAAGAAUCCAGAGAGACUUGAAGAACUCGCAUACACACUCGCCAACAGAAGGGAACAUCUUCCCCAUCGAUCACACAUGGUCGCUAGCUUGGAGAGAUUUCCUGAUACUGCAUCACAGGGCAUGAAAUUUGGUAACGCGCCACCGAGACUUGUCAUGGUUUUCACUGGACCAGGCGCUCAGUGGCCACGGAUGGGCCGUGAGCUACUGCUUCGCGAGGACCUCGUCUUCCGUGACACCAUCAGAUCUCUCGAUAAGUACUUGGGAGAAGUCUCGAGUGCGCCACAAUGGACAAUCGAGGAAGAGCUCCUGAAGCCGGCCAGGAAGUCAGGCGUCCAGACAGCCGAGCUCUCACAGCCGCUUUGCACCGCAGUACAGAUUGCCCUAGUAGAUCUCUUCGCGUCCAUUGGAAUCAAGCCUAAAGCAGUCGUUGGCCAUAGCAGUGGCGAGAUCGCUGCGGGAUACGCAGCCGGGGCGCUCACGGCUAAAGAGGCUAUAAUCAUAGCCUGGCAGCGAGGUCUCGCAGCGAAAGAGCAGAAUCGUCCGGGUGCCAUGGCGGCCAUCAGUCUUGGUAGAGAAGACGUUAUCAAGUACAUAUCAUCGCCCAAAGUCGUCAUCGCAUGCGAAAACUCUCCUCGAAGCGUCACCAUCUCGGGGGAUGCCGAUGAGGUGAGUAUAGCCCUGGAGCGUGUCCAGAAAGAGAACCCCAACAUCACGGCAAGACUACUCAAGGUCGACAAAGCCUACCAUUCAUAUCACAUGGCUGAAGUCGGAGAUUUUUACACUCGCACACUCCGCGAGUAUUUGCCCGAUCUGAUCGGUGCGAAGAGCCGAUUAGCAAUGGCUUCGUCUGAUUCUGAGCGAAAUGCCGUCUUCUUCUCCAGUGUCAGUGGCACAGGGGAACCCAUGAGUAUAGAAAAAUUGGGCGGAGACUACUGGCAGAAGAAUUUGGAGUCCCCCGUCCUCUUUAAGGGUGCCGUGGAAGGUAUUCUUAGGAGUAUUCCCAACAUCGCAUUCCUGGAAAUUGGGCCUCAUCCGGCUCUUGCUGGGCCAGUGCGGCAGACUCUCGCAGCUUCCAUCAAUGCUCCCACUUCAGCAGUACCAUACUUCGGUGCCAUGAGCCGCGGCGAAGAUUGCGUCGUAGCUUUCUUGACUGCGGUUGGGACGCUGUUCGAGCUUAAUAUGGCUAUCGACUUCACUCGACUCACCACCGCCACGACUUCGCUCGCCGGACUUCCACACUAUCCAUGGGAUCAUAGCGCUAAUUACUGGCGUGAAUCAAGGAUAUCGCACGAGUGGCGAUACCGCAAGUUCCCAGCACAUCCUUUGCUCGGUAUCCGCCAACUCGAGAGCACAACAUUGGAGCCCAGCUUUCGAAAUAUGCUCCUUCUAGAAGACACCUCAUGGCUACGCGAUCACUGCAUCGAGGGUAAUAUUAUCUUCCCCUGCGCAGGUUACGUGUCCAUGGUUGGAGAGGGAAUCCGACAAAUAGCCACACAGCAGCACGAGAAUAGCCAAAGCGAAAACAGCUUCACGAUCCGCAACAUGGUGCUCAACUCUGCCCUUGUCUUAAGCGAAGACAAACCGGCAGAGUUGGUCACGACCUUUCGUCCCCACUGCAGUGGCGAGGCUACUUAUGAAGAGAAUCUUGAGCCUAAAGAUUUCCCUGAAUUGGCACAGCUGCCGCGUAGAGUAGAUGGGCGCAAGUACUACAGCGUGCUGAGUCGAGCUGGGAUCGAAUACGGACCCAGGUUCCAACGCUUGUCUAGCAUCAGAACAGGAACUCUAGACGGUGUGUCCACUGCCACGCUAGUCAACAAUCGUUGCGGCGACGAGGCCCAUUACCACUUGCAUCCUGCCGUGGUGGAUGGCUGCAUACAGUCUGGACCUUUAGCUGCUACUCGCGGUCACAUCGAGGCAAGGCACUACCGAAGAGUGCCGACCAAGAUCGACAGAAUUGUGGUCCACCGCGUUGAUUCCGAUGCAGAAAUGAUUGCUGCAGCCUCAGCCAUUUUCAUUAAGGGCAGCGGCGAGGUGGUCAGUAGAGUGCAAUGCGUCGCCGACGGCAAGGUAGUCUUGGAUAUGCAAGGCGCAAGGCUGUCUCCGCUCGAGGAAGCGACAGCAGCCCAUACUGGAGCGACGGAGGAAGAGAACAAUGAGGGAGAAGCGCUCAGGUCGCUGGGCGAGGAGCUGAUUACAAGCCGUCUGACGUGGGCCCCCCAUAUCGACUUUCUCGAUGUCCACAGCCUCAUCAAGCCAGAGGUACCCCGGCAUCUCUACACACCCUUGCUUGACAGGAUGGUUCGACUGUGCUUCGUCUACUCCCAGCGAUGUAUACAGAGGCUCAGGGACAGCAACGUACACCUAGGAACACUCCCCAGCCACCUUCACAAGUACAUGGCUUGGAUCGAAUCUCAAGUAUCGCAGGAAGAUGAUGCGAAUAUGAUGGCGCUCGAAGAUUCGCCAUUACUUGAAGAGAUCAGCGCUCUAGAGCGUCAAAUGAAGGGAACUCCGGUGGAGGACUGCGCGGCUGCUAUCGGGAAGGUGCGGCAAAACAUCAACAACAUCUGUUCAGGCAACACCGAUCCCCUCGAGGUGCUCCUAGCGGACGGUACGCUGACCAAGACUUACGUUGCGACCGAUGCCUGCGAUCGAUCUGACUUCAUCCGCCACCUCGCACAUAGCAAGCCGAACCUUCGCGUCCUCGAGAUCGGUGCAGGAACUGGAGCGUCGACAGCCAGCGUAUUGACUCACCUGGUUCUUCCAGUGGGACAGCCUUUGUACUCCAAGUACACCUUCACUGACAUCUCGGCGGGUUUCUUUCCAGCAGCGAAGGAACGCUUCCGCGGCUACAAAAACAUCGACUACCGCGUUCUCGACAUCAGCAAAGACCCCGCUGAGCAGGCCUUUGCUGACGACGAAAAGUACGACCUUAUCAUAGCGACCAACGUGCUUCACGCCACGAAGAGUCUGCAAGAGACGCUACGUCAUGUGCACAAGUUUCUCGAUCACCGCGACGGCAGGUUACUUCUACACGAGCUCGAUAGCCCCUCCAAAUGGCCAAAUUACAUCUUCGGAACAUUGGCCGGAUGGUGGUACGGAGCGCCAGAUGGCAGGGCGGAGCAGCCCUACGUGACGCCAGAGCGCUGGGAGCGCGAGUUAACUGAGGCUGGUUUUGAUGGCCUCGAAGCCGUGAUUCGAGACGCCGACGAACCCCAUCAGCUCAAUGCCAUUAUGGUAGCAAGAUCAAAGCCACGCUCCAAGAAGACUGGGAAGCCUGUCACACUGAUUGCGGACCAAGACGAGCCUAUGGCUGAUGUUGUGGUCACCCAGCUGGAGGAUAGAGGCUACGUUGUUAGUCGCCGUCAACUGGACGAUGACUCGUUCUUGUCUCCACCGGGCAACGAUAUUAUUUCGCUCCUAGAUGCCAGCAAGCCCUUCUUUGAUGGAAUUGAGAAACCCUGCCUUGCCAUUUUCCAGCGUCUUGUGAGUAGCCUCAGCGCAUCUGGCAAUGGCAUGCUAUGGGUGACCCCCGUGUCUCAAAUGGCCUGCAAGGACCCACGCUUUGCUCAGACCAUUGGUACAGCCCGCACAAUACGCACUGAGUCUCUACUAGACCUAGCUACGUGCGAAGUGGACAACUUGGCGGUCUCUGUUUCACGCGUUGUCGACGUGUUUGACCGGUUUCAAAUGAGGCCCAGGGUCGCUGACGAAUCAGAAGAAGGCGACGCACUGGAUCUGAAGCCCGAUUACGAAUAUGCCAUUGUCGACCAGGUGGUUCAUGUCGGCAGAGUCUAUCCAGUGUCGUUGAAGAGUGAGCGGUCAGAGUAUUCCCACAGCCACAGCGAUCAUGAAAACGUGGCUCUCACAAUGACAAAGCCGGGCCGUCUAACAACUUUGCAUUGGGAGCGUGGCGCAGAGUCUCAAGGGAGUGUUUUGGAAGGUGAUGACGUUGAGAUCCAGGUUCACGCUGCCGGGCUGAACUUCAAGGACGUUCUCGGUGGUUUGGGAGUAGUUCCUUACCCAGAAGCCGGUCUAGGCCUCGAGGGCAGCGGUAUCGUUAGCCGCAUAGGUCCUGGUGUGAAGAAUAUCCAACUUGGAGACAGAGUCAUGUUUCUAGCAGAUGGAUCAUUUGCGACGCGAGUUGUUACCCCAGAGCAACUUUGCGAGAAAAUCCCACAGGACCUAUCAUUCGAGGAUGCGGCAACAAUGCCUGCAGUCUUUGCUACUGCCCUACGCUCGCUAUUCGGUCUGGGUGACUUGCGCAAAGGGCAGUCGAUCCUCAUCCACAGCGCAGCUGGUGGAGUGGGUCUGGCUGCGAUACAAUUAGCAACUAUGGCCGGCGCCCACAUCUACGCCACAGUCGAGAACGAGGAUAAGGCCCGGUAUCUGAAUGAAACGUUCGGACUGCCGCGUAGCCAUAUCUUCAGCUCUCGCGAUGCCGGCUUCUUUCCGGAUCUGAUGAAGGCGACCAAUGGCCGCGGGGUAGAUCUAGCUCUGAACUCUCUGUCGGGGGAGCUUUUGCAUGCCACCUGGCGUUGCGUGGCUGAGUUUGGCAAGCUCGUGGAGAUUGGAAAGCGUGACUUCCUCGGCGGCGGAAAGCUUGAUAUGGAUGUCUUUCUUGCCAGCCGAAGUUAUUGCUGCUUCUACUUGGACGCGGAAAUGGCACGGAGACAAUCUCUUGUCAAAGAAUUGCUCCAGGCAAUUGUGCAGCACCUUCGCAUGGGCCACAUCACCCCGCUCACACCCAAGAAAGUCUUUGAGGCAUCUUCAAUCCAGCAAGGCUUCCGACACUUGCAACAGGGCACGCACAUUGGCAAGAUCGUCUUCUCCAUGCGCGAGGCGGAUGGCAGCAUUAAAGUCCCUGCGAACAAUGUUGCUAGUCCAGCCCAAAAGCUACACCUGGAUGCGUCAUCGUCAUUCCUCCUAGUUGGUGGCUUGAGAGGUCUAGGAAGAGCUGUGGCGAGGCAUCUUGUGGCUCAGGGCGCUCGCCAUCUGGUGUUCCUGUCUCGAAGUGCAGGAUCAGGGCCUGAGGAUCCUCAUACCAUCCAAGAACUUCAAAGUAUGGGCUGCAAGGUCACCAUCAUCAAGGGUAGUGUCGUAAGCAAAGAGGCCGUGUCCCGUGCCGUCUCGCACGCGCCAAAUUUGAAAGGCAUCAUUCAGGCCUCGAUGGUUCUACGCGAUGAGAAUUUCGUUCGGAUGAGUUUUGAAGACUGGAGCCAGGCUGUGGCCCCAAAGGUUCAAGGAACCUGGAACCUGCAUCAUGUGACUAAUGAGGCGGGAGUUGACUUGGAUUUCUUCGUUCUGUUUUCGUCGAUGUCAGGGGUUACUGGCCAGGCUGGCCAGGCAAACUAUGCCGGCGCCAACACGUUCCUGGAUACUUUUGUUCAGUACAGAAGUGGACUGGGUCUCGCGUGCUCUGCCCUCGACAUCGGUGCUGUUCAGGAUGUUGGACAUGUAUCCCAGGACGAAGCCCUCCUUGAAAGGAUGAGGGCAGUCAGCGCUCACGGUAUCACUGAACCAGAGCUGAUGGAAGCCUUGACGUCUGCCAUACUGAUUGCACGAUCGUCGCGACAGGUGGUAUCGCAGUCAAGCCACGCCGGGUACGUCGAUAGGAACACCAUUGGGCUUGGUUUGUCUACCAACGUACCUCUCAACACCAAAGAGAGCCGAGCGUUCUGGAGGAAAGACAGGAGGAUCGCUGUUUAUCACAAUAAUGUCAGUACGUCUGGUGUCGACAUUGCGGGGACCGCGGGCAGCGAUGGCCUCAAAUCGUUCCUUACCAGCGCCAAAUCAGAUCUGGACGUUCUGAGGAGGGAAGAUUCGUCCAAAUUCCUUGCUAGAGAGAUUGGCAAGAAGCUUUUCUCGUUUCUGCUGAGAUCAGAAGACGAUCUUGACACAUCAGUAUCAUUGACGCAGCUCGGUAUGGACUCGCUUGUGGGCGUUGAGAUGCGCAGUUGGUGGAGGCAGGCUUUCGGAUUCGACAUCAGCGUUCUUGAGCUGUUGGGUAUGGGAAAUUUGGAUGGUCUGGGUACACAUGUGACGGAGGGAUUGUUGGAGUUGUUUGGCAACGCCUCACGUCGUCUUGUAGUUUCUGGUGGUGCUGGUGCAGUAGGCACCGUCGUUGGUAGAACAAUUCUGGAGAGUGGUGGAGAUGUCGUCUUCGUCGAUGUCUCGAACCCCAAUCCUGAAACCUGGAGCUUAAUCCAAGAGUGUGCUAAAUCCAAUAGCACUUCCGCAACCUUCCAACAGCUAGAUGUUCAAGAUGAGGCCAGCAUCACAUCAGCCUUCACCGCCAUCCGCAGCAAUCUCCGCCAUCCGAUCCGUGGCCUCGUAUCCUGCGCCGCCAUCUCUGGAGAAAGCGAUGCAUGUGAUUACCCCAUCACAACGUUCCGCAAGAUCCUUGACAUCAACAUCUCCGGCACCUUCCUCAUCACCCGCGCCGUAGCACAUGAAGUCCACGCGACCAAUCUACCAGGAAGCAUCGUUCUCUUCGCCUCAAUCUCAGGUCACAUAUCGAACCACGGAAUCAACACCGCCGCUUACAACGCCUCGAAAGCGGCCGUGCACCAACUCGCCCGUUCGCUCGCCGCGGAAUGGGGACAUCCGCAGAAUACUUUUCCAGGCAGUACAGUUACAGAGACCAAUCCGAAUCCGAGCCAAGAGCCGCGGAAAAUUUACCCGCCGAUUCGUGUCAACACCAUUAGUCCCGGUCAUAUCGAUACGCCGCUGAGUGCGGAGGCGCGGAAGAGGGGGCUCACGGAAGAGUGGGCUAGGCAGAACAUGUUAGGGAGGAUUAGUGUGCCCGAGGAGUUUCGGGCGCCUGUGCUCUUUUUGUUGAGUGAGGGGAGCAGCUAUGUUACUGGUGCCGAUUUAAGAGUUGAUGCUGGUCAUUGCGCGUGGUAG
Molecule: messenger RNA, 8544 nt
Organism: Alternaria atra
Lineage: Eukaryota; Fungi; Ascomycota; Dothideomycetes; Pleosporales; Pleosporaceae
Exons: 7
Coding region: 1-8544 (2847 amino acids)
Biological process (GO): fatty acid biosynthetic process
Molecular function (GO): fatty acid synthase activity; phosphopantetheine binding; oxidoreductase activity
Source: RefSeq, a predicted model, not a curated record